Messenger RNA from Trachemys scripta elegans, 2316 nucleotides. RefSeq lists its product as uncharacterized. The transcript is spliced from 5 exons. NCBI's taxonomy places the organism in Eukaryota, Metazoa, Chordata, Testudines, Emydidae. The coding region runs from base 317 to 1234 and encodes 305 amino acids. The record is from RefSeq and is a predicted model, not a curated record.
AGCUCUGCUCUAGGGAUUAUUUUGGGGCUGUUCUUGGCUUGUGUUACACAGGAGGUCAGAUGAUCAGUGGUUCCUCUGGCCUUGGACUCUGUGAAUCUAGGAGCAGGCACAGGCUGCACAGACUGGCCCUCCAGCCCCAGCUGGGAGGAGUGCCUGAGCCCCGCAGCGUUCCCAUCAAAGGACUGCCUCUUUAGGUCCCCUGCUGCUUUUCUCCCUCCCUCCUGGAGGCCUUAUCAGCUGGCAAACACUUGUGAGCAGCCCAGUCAGUUGGCAGGGCUGUGACCGCACGGGACUCCCAGCUGCACAGUCUGGACCCAUGGCCUGCAAGGCAACAUACAGCAACAUCAACAUCAUUGAACCAGGACAAGAGGAGCCGUGGGGUUCUGAGCCAAGGGAGAAGGCAGCUGUCAGCGAUGUGUACACUGAAGAGGAGAACGAAUAUGAGGCUGUUGACCCGGCUCUUGGCGCAAAGAGGAGGCAGAUGGAGCAGCAGGAGGCUCGGGCUCCAAAGUGGAAGUGGAGACGGGGCCAGCGGUGGAUUUUGGCCUGCGCGACUGUCCUGGGAGUCUCUGUGCUGCUGACCCUGCUGCUCCUCACACUUGGUGUUGUCCGAUACAUGGAGAUGGCCAGCGCCCUUGAGAGAAUGCAAGUGGAGAACCAGCUGCUCCAGGAUGUGGGCUCUCCAGCCUCUGGCUCUUUCCUGAUCUACAGUGAGUCACACCAGCUGUGUGUGGAUGUGACAGCUGGUGGCUCCCUGACAGCCACGCACUGCGCCCCCGGCUCCCCCAGCCAGCACUUCCAGUGGCUGUCUCGGGGCCAGCUGCUGAAUGUGGCCCACCAGCAGUGCGUAGCUGUGCCAAAGCAGCUUAGCCGGAUUACUGUGCGCCUGGAGCCCUGCGAGGCCCACAGGGAGCUGCAGCACUGGGAGUGCCGGGCAGACGGGCUGCUGGCCCUCGCCAAGGAGAACCUCUACUUCAACUAUGGCAACAACCAGAACCACGUGGUGAUGCUGUACACGGGGGACGGGCCCUGGAGCCGUUGGGUCGUCUAUGGGAGCCAUGAGGACCUCUGCUUCUGCUCCUGUCAUGGUGAGUUCUGCAGGACCCACCUGGCCCUGUGGCCUUCACCUCAAACACGCCAGCCAGUGUCCCUCCCUGCCCUAGCUCCAAGCCAUGACGGCGCUGCCCAGGUACCUGAUGGAACCUGCCAAGCAGUGCUAGAACAAUUUGUAUAGUGGGAGUGCUGACAGCCAUGGACCCAAACUGUAAGCCCUAUAUAUAAAAUGGACACCACUUCAAGCCAAGGGGUGCGGCCAUACCCCCCAAUAUCCCUAGUUCCAACAGCUAUGAACCAGCCCCACCCACAUUCUAACCACCAGACCCCCCAACUCCCAUCCCAAAGCUGGGAAUAGAACCCAAGAGUCCCAUCUGGGAUCAUCCCACCCCACAGGGUUCUGGGACUCCUUUUGCUGAAAAUGAGGACAAGGCCCAUUAAUGGCUGCCUUGUCUCAGGAGCUCCUGUCCCAUGGGCAGGGCCUUCAUGUCCAAUAGUUGCAGGCUGUAGAUCCUCCCUACAGAGCUGUGCUCCAUUGUAAAUGUGACCCAGAUGUUACCGAUAUCUGCCUGAGUCUGCAGAGAGCCUGAGAUGUUGGCUCUGAGAGGCGGGGAGCUGCCCCUGCAGCGUCUCAGUGGGGAGAGGACUCUGAACUCUAAGGCCAUGAAAGGCCUGGUCUGGCUGUGCUGAAGUCUGUGAGAGCCUUUCCCUGGAGUUCAGUGGCUGAAGCCAACCCUUCCACAUUGCCCUUAAUUUGUUCACCCUCACAGGGCUCUGUCCUGGUGCCCAUUACCAGCCUGAUGACUGCGGGUUGUGCUAGCUGAGCCACCAAGCAACAGGCCACCCACUUGGGUCAAAUGCAGCACGGGACAGAUACAGGGACAGCCCAAACCCCUGCCCCAUCCCGUCCCACAUGCUGCUUACCCUCUAUUUCCCAGCCCUCUGCUGUGAUUAUUUGUGUGGCUGCACGCUGGCUGAGCAGCCUACAGGAUCUCCGCACGUGUUGGCCCUGCCACUGGCCCCUGUGGCAAAUUUGCCUGCUAUCCUGCUUCCUUCUGUGGCUCAGCCCAUUGGGGUGUAUGAAUUCUUGGGCCAGGAUGGGGUUAGCUCCCUGGGGCAGCACUGGGUGGUGUGUGGAGGCGGGGGUCUGUAUCCAGAGCAUGGGUGUCUCCCCUGGGUAUUGGCACAGGGCUAAUGGGACCCAGAGCUAAUGAAGUAGGGUUACCAUAUCUAGCAAAUAAAAAAAGAGGACCCUCCACGGGC